Myxozyma melibiosi is the source of this 948-nucleotide messenger RNA. Its product is annotated as PIN domain-like protein. The annotation marks the transcript as partial. Gene Ontology annotation, biological process: mismatch repair; DNA recombination; DNA double-strand break processing. The transcript is spliced from 4 exons. Gene Ontology annotation, cellular component: nucleus. Lineage: Eukaryota; Fungi; Ascomycota; Lipomycetes; Lipomycetales; Lipomycetaceae. Gene Ontology annotation, molecular function: metal ion binding; 5'-3' DNA exonuclease activity; DNA binding. The record is from RefSeq and is a predicted model, not a curated record.
ACAGGACUGCUUCCGUUGCUGAAGUCGAUUCAGCAGCCUACGCAUAUCAAGGAAUUUGCGGGCCAAGUUGUUGGAGUCGAUGGCUACGUCUGGCUUCAUCGAGGCGCCAUUGCGUGCGCGGUUGACCUCGCGCUCGGAAGGCCUACACGCAAAUAUGUGGAUUAUGCAAUGCACCGCGUGCAUAUGUUACAGCAUUAUGGCGUGAAGCCGUACCUUGUCUUCGAUGGUGCCAAUCUCCCAAGCAAGCGACACACAGAGAUUGAGCGGAAGAAAUCGCGUGACGAGGCUAGACAAGAGGUUAUGAAGCUGUUUCGUGCAGGGCGCUCGUCUGAGGCCUAUCAGUGUUGUCAGAAAGCGAUAGACAUCACACCCACAAUGGCGUCUCUAUUCAUCAGAUCCCUGGAGAAAGAAAGCAUCCCCUAUGUGGUAGCACCUUACGAAGCCGACGCGCAACUCGCCUAUCUAGAGAAAAAGAACAUCAUAUCCGCCGUGGUCUCUGAGGACUCUGACCUCCUGGUCUUUGGAGUUCGCUGUCUUUUGACAAAGCUGAACGAAUACGGCGAUUGUAUCGCUAUAAAGCGGUCAAAGCUUGGAGAGUGCAAAGAUCUCGACCUGUCGUCGUUUGACGAUACGCUAUUUCGACAUAUGGCCAUCCUUUCAGGAUGUGAUUAUACCCCCGGAAUACCCAACGUCGGACUCAAAAAGUCUCACAUGUAUCUCAAAAGAUACAAAAACGCGGAGCGUGCCAUGCAGUUCAUGGCUUUGGACGGGAAGAUUAAUAUCCCGAUGGGCUUCCGCAGCGAGUUUGAGCGCGCAGAUAUAACAUUCAAGCAUCAGCGUGUUUACGAUCCGAUUGAGGAGAAAGUUGUCAUGUGGACAAAACCAGUUGGCUAUGAACUGCCUGCUGAGCUUGACCAUGCAGUUGGCCCGUAUGUCGUCCUCAUUUAA